AUGGAUUCAAGAAAAGAUAUUCAUGCAUUAUAUUAAUUAAGAUUUUAAGGGUUAACGCCACACAAACACUGAAGGGCUAGUGCCAAAAUGGUGAUAUUAUGAAUAUUUCCGAUCCAAAAGGUCAGACCAUCCCAAAUAAAUACCUGCUGCCUGCGCUUCUUACUGGCGCGCGAUGCUGUCGCACUUGCCUAGCUCAGCUCCUGCGCGUGCUCCGCCUAAGGGUCACACUCCUUGGAUAUGCUGAGAGGUAAAAUUCUGAGCUUCUUAGUUGUGCUGUGGAGCAGUUCCUCUAGUUAUCCCUAAAGUUAAACCUCUACUGCUGUGCAGAAGUUCCCAAGAGAAAAUAUAAAUAAAAUUCCAAGAGGGAGAGAACUAAUUUUUCUCGAGCCGAAUGCCAUUUUAUUUAUCCAAGAAAAAAUAUUCAAUUUAAAUUUCAAAACCUAAAAAUUCAGCUUGUAAAAGAAUGAAUCAAGCAGGCCUAUUUCCGAAAAGACAAUAACAUAAAUCUAUCGUACAUCUUAGAGAACCUUACUUCAGUUCAUAACACUUUAUUAGACCACAGUUAUGUGCAAGAUGAAUACUUAAGUGAAGCCAUCUUGCUAACUGAAGGUAUUGGAGAAGUGACUCCUCGCUUUUUAGAGUCAGGAAUCCACUUACUUUCCUCCUUUAGAUAGCAAAACUAUUGGAAAAAUCCUUUUUUUUUUUUUCGUAAAAAACCCAUCUUCCGUGAGUAUAUUUUUUGAUGAAAAAAUAUUUUGAUAUAUAAUUGAUAAUUAUUAUAAUAAAAUCUCUAGGUAAUUCUGUUAGAAAUUUUAACGGCUUGCAUUUUAAAACAUAAAUUUUGCAAAUUAAAUAAUUUUUACUUCUCAAUUUUUUACUAAUUGGAAUUUUUUUAAAUUUUUGAAAAACAAUUAACCUGACAAAUUUUUUGUGUUGCAAAUGGAGGGGAAGUUAGAUGACGAAGAAGAUCUGGAUCUUGAAGAGCCACUUAGAUCUUGUAUACAAACCUUGAAAACCAUACAGCAUUUAUACCAUUAUUAGUCAAUAAGCCUUUAUUAGCAAGGAUCAUCUUUACAUUUUUAAUUAAAAAAUAAUGACACAUAAGACAUAUAAUUUUCUAAUAAGGCUUAUUAUCGAAAUCUUAUGAUAGUGAAGAAUCAAUAGUCACUUAUUAUAAAACCUAUGCUGAAAAAAUGAGGUCACAAGAAAUUGUUUACAGACGAUCAGAAGUAGAAAAUGAGAUGCUAACUCCCCCCCCCCUCCGUGAGCGAACAAAACCAUUAGAAAAAUCGCCAUUUUUUGACAAAAAACCCACCCUCCGUGAGUGAACAAAAAUUUUUUUAAUAGAAAAAAUUUUAAUGGAAAAAAAAUUUUGAUAUAUAAGUGAUAAUUAGUAUAAUGAAAUCUAGAGCUAAUUCUGUUUAAUUUUAAACAAAUUGCGUUUUAAAACAUAAAUUUUGCAAAUUAAAUUAAUAUUUGCUUCCCAAUUUUUGCAAAUUAGGAUUUUUUUAAAUUUCGAAAAAAAUAUUUUUUAUAAAAUUUAUAUAUAAAUUUUUUUUAAAAAAAAAAAUUAACCCCCCUCCGUGAGCGAACAAAAUUUUUUUGUUCGCUCACGGAGGGGGGGGGGGGAGUAAGAGAAGAGCGAGAAGAGCUGCAAAAAGAACUGGAAGAAAAAAAUGAUAAAUCCUUAGACCCUAUCCUUGAUCGAACGAUUCCAUUGAAAAUUCAUAAAAAUGGGAAAUUUACCCCAUCCUUGAUUGAACGAUUUUCAUAUUAUAUACAGUAAAUCGAUUAAUUAGUUAAUAUUUAUUAUAAUUUAUAAAAAUUAAUAGUUUGCUUUGGCAAAUUAAGAGUAAUUUAAGUUUUUCUUAAUAAUCUGAGCGGAAUAAUUAUCCAAGUACUUUAACCAUCAGCCUAGCCUAAAAAAGCUUGAUAAUCUAAAAUGUUUAGAACUAUUGCAAAUUAAAAAUAAUUAAUAAAGAAUAGAAAUAUUUUACAGAGUGGAAAUGGAUAACUAAAUUUUUAAAUUAACACAAUUUUUCAUUUUAAUAGUUUUAAUAUUCACUAUCUUAACCUUCUUAUUAAAAAAUACACCAAACAAAAAUAAUAUCCAUUAUUUUAAUGAUAAUUUUUUCCAAAAUUCUUUUAAAUCCCAUCAUCAUGAUCGAACAAGGGGGUCGUUCGAUCAAGGAUGGGGGAGUUAGAAUUCAAAUUAAGAAACUUACCAAAGAGCUUGAACAAAGCGAAAAAGAAAACAAAAUAUUAAAAAAUCAGCAGCUUAAGCUACAAGAAGACUCACAAAAAAUAAAAGCUAUGCAUGAGGAGCUUAAAAAGAGUAAUGAAGAGCUAAUAUCAGAAUACAGACAAGCCCGAUCGCAGCAAGAGCAGUUAUUAAAAAGCCCUAACAGAAAUGACGAGCUGAAAACAAGAAUAAUAAGUUUAGAAAAUCAAAAUGAGCAGCUUCAUAUCGAGCUUACAGAAAUCGAAGCUUUAAGCAGAAAACUCCAAGAAGAAAACGCUGAACUAGCACAAAAACUAGAACAAGAGCAGCGAAACGCCCAUGGGCUCUCUAACUCUAUGCUCGACCUUGAAGACGACGCAAAAGAAAAAGACACUGCUUUAGAAAAAGCACAAAUUCUGGUGAAAAAAUUGAACGAUGAAUGUGAAAAACUCGUAAAAGAGCUUUCAAAGGCUAGCAGCGAAAUAGAAAACUUAAAAAAAGAUAACCGCAGCCUAGAACGGUCAAGCACUGAUGUUAAGAAAAAAAUGCAAGAUAUUGAUAUUAUGAGAAGAACUGAAGAAAGGCUAAGAGAAGAAAACACUGCAUUGAAAAAUAAACUAAUUGACCUAAAUGAUUCAAAAAAUGAAGAAAUAAAUAAGCUAAAUGCUAUAAUCGAAGAAAUUUCAAGAGAAAAAACAAAUAUAGAAGGAGCUAUGGAGGAAUUAGAAGAAAAAUUGACAGAAAUUGAAAAACUAAGCCAAGAAAGAACUGAUUUAUUCUAUCAAUCUUGUAAUAAAGUCCAAGAACUGGAAGAAGUCAUCAAACAGAAGUCUGAAGAAAAUAAAAAAAUUGUGGAAGAUUUCCAAAAUUCACAGGGAAAUAGAGAAAAAGAGGUAAUACAUUGGAAAAGACAAGCAGAAAAUGUUAUUAGGCAGCUGCAUAGCUUACAAGAAGGAGAAGCCCCACAUCAUCAAAGGACAAAAUCACAAAAUAAUAGAUUCCCAUUAGCAAAUGCUCAAAAUAACAGGCCACCAAAGAAAAAAGCACCUGUAAAACUGCUAAAAGGAAAUUCUCCGAAUAAAGAAAACAUAAGAAUUGACGAAGAUGAUGAUUUUAAAGAAAAUUUCCAAAGCGCGUCAACUUUAGAAGGAAUUUCUCAACAAUUAGAAGAAGCUUUAUUAAGGGAAGCUAAGCUAAAAAAGACCAUAAAAGAAAUAGCAGAAAGAGAAGGGAAAAAAUUAGCGGAAUCAUUGGAAAUAUUAAAAGAACAAACAGCUGCUUAUAGAUCAGAAGCUGAAAGAUGGAUUAUGAGGAAUGAAGAAUUAGAACAACAAUUAUUAGAAAUGAUCAGCAAAAACGCAAAUUUAUUAGCAGUAAUAAGAGACUUAAAGAAAAUGAUGCAGGUAAAAAACCAACAAACUGAAGAUCAGAACCAAGCUUAUAAUAGUUUGAAAAAUGAGAUGCAGGGGACUAUUGACUUUUUAAUUUCUGAGCUAAAUCAAAGGGAUUCUUGCAUUAAGAGUGAUUUAAUACCAUAUAGUGAAAAAGUGAUCUCACAUGAAUUAAGCCAUGCCCAUGAAAAAAUAAAUGAGCUGAAAGAUGAGCUGAGAGAAGAAAAAAGCCAAAAUAGUAUUAUUAUUUAUGAACUUGAAAGAGAGAAGAAAUGCAAUUUCGAUAAUAUGAAUGAAAUUGAGAGUUUAAGAAGAGACUUAGUCAGAAAUAAAAAUGAUUUAUGGCAUAUCCAAAAGCUCUUACUCCCCUUCCUCCGUGAUAGAACUGGUUUAAUUUUUUUAAAAUAAAUAUUAAUAAUCUUUUUUCAAAAUUUAAAAAAAUCGAAUUCGUAAUUAAUUUAAUUUGCUAUAUUUAUGUUUUAAAAUGCAAGUUGUUUAAAUUCCAAAAGAAUUAGCUCGAGAUUUCAUUUUACUAAUUAUCAAUUAUAUAUCAAAUAUUUUUUUAAUAAAAUAAUUUUUUAUAUUAUAAAAAAUUUUUUGCUCACUCGAUUUUUACCCAAAAAAUAAGGAUUUUUCUAUGUCUAUUGCUCACACACGGAGAGGGGAGUUAGGAACUAUAGACAAUCCAAAUGAAGAACCUUACGAUAAAGAUCUCCCUCAAUUUUUGAAAUCUUUUUCAAGUAAAAACAUCGAAUUAACUAUAGCAGAACAAAGAGAUCUAGAAAGCAUUACAGAAACUGCUCGAAAAUCACUAGAGCGAAUUAAAGACCUCCAUUAUUGUGAAAUUAAAUUACUUGAAAUCCGAGAAGAAUUAAACACAUUUAAAGAGCAAUCGGAUUAUGAAAAACAAAAACUUCUUGAAAAUAUUGAUAGUCUUGAAAAAAAGCUAAUUCCCCCCCGCACGAACAAAACAAUUUUGAUAAUUAUUAUAACGAAAUCUCUAGCUAAUUUGUUUAAUUUUAAGCUAAUUAUAUUUAAAACAUAAAUUUUACAAAUUAAAUAAAUGUUUGCUAUCCAAUUUUGCUAAUUGGGAUUUUUUAAAUAAAAAUAUUUUAUAUAAAAAAUUUUUAAAAAAUAGCUAACCCCUUCCGUGAGAAAAAGAAUCCUUAUGGGAAGAUGAAAAAAUCGAAUUAAACGAUACAGCGCAAAAUUUGAAAAAUAUUAUCGCAAAAGAACAGAAUGAAAAGUUUAGAAUUAAAGGGCAUUUAGAAGAGCAGCUUGUUCAGUAUAAAAGAGAAAUCGCAGAAAUCAAUACUUACUCAAGAGCUGGGGUGCAAGAAAAAAUACUAUUAGAAGACGAAUAUGUGAGGGUUAGAAAAGAGCUCGACAAUUGCAAUGAAAUUAUACAAAAGCAAGAAAACAACAUAAAAUAUCUUGAAGAACUUCAAAUAAAAAAUGCAAAAGAAAUAGAAGCUCUCAAACAAAAAAAUAUCAGUAUCUAUGACGAGCUUAAAUCCACAAAAUCUAAAAAUUUUGACUAUAGAGUUGUGAAUUUGCAAGAAAUUAUAGAAACACAAGAAACCACAAUUUCUCAGCUUCAAUCACAAAUUAAAAAUUUAAAUAUUGACAAAUUGCAGCUAGAAAAAACAUUAACAGCUUUUCGCAAUCAAACUCCUGAAAAAGAAACAGAUAAAUCAAUAAACGAGCUAAAAGAACAGUUAAGCUAUUUAUCUAGAGAAAACAUUGACCUGAAAAGCGAAAUAAAUCGAAUUACUUAUAAGCCUGAUACUACGAAAACUAUGAUAAAUAGAAGGGAAGCUGAUUCUAGAUUUGAAGAUUCAAUAGGAAGCAGAGAUGCUUAUUCAGACCAUUUAGAAAAAGCUUUAUGUGAAAAAAACGAAAUUAUUGCAAAUUUAGAAAAUCAAAUUACGGUUCUUAAUAAAAGCUCAAAAGAUGCAGGGCUGGCUUUAGAACUUGAAAAAUCGGCUCCAUAUCAAAUGGUAUUAUUUUUUGACGGUUACAUUUCAUCGAAAUGCAUUGUUCAAAAAUUUUUUAAAUAAUGUGACAUUUGACCAAAAUUUAACUUCUUUUUCGGUCAAUUGUCUCACUAUUAAAAAGUUUCAACCAAUUUUCGACCAAAAGUACUCUGGUGAAAUGCGCACUAUCAAAAAUCACGAUGGACUUCACCUGAAAAAAUCAAGCAGAAAAAAGAUGCAAAUCAAAAAAAUUUCGAUAAAAGAUUGAAAGAAUUUGAGCUGAUUUUGAGAUAUUUAGAAGAAAAAAUAAUGCAAAUCAUUAUUAAUGCUCCACAAACUGCAAGCUUAGAGAAAAUGGGUCAUUAUUUAAAUGAAAUUACACAGAAAAAUAUCACACUUGAUUUAUGGCUAAAAGGUGUUGUGUAUAAGCUUGAAUCCUAUGCACAAAAUUCUUUGUUACAAAAAAUGAGAGAAAUAAACACAUAUACAGAUAUCUGCAAAAUUUGUUUAGAAAUAUCUUUAUCAGCAGAUGCUACAGAGCUUAGAGAAAUCUUAUCAGAGCUUAAUUCAAAAUCUCCAGAUUUAGAAAAAAAUUCUCAAAAACUUGUUUUGGUUCUUAGAAAUCUGCCUUCUUCGAAAAAGUCAUUUGCUCGGCAGCCUGAUGCUUCCAAUGAUUUGAUGAUUUCAAGAAGCCAAGUCGAUUCUUUAGCUAAAUCAUCAUUAAGACUGCAAGAAUUAGAAUCAUCACUUGCCAAAAAAGCUGAAAAUCUUAAUCAAAUUUCAGAUAAAACUGUUGAUUUGCUUCAAAACUUAGAUUCAUCUCAUUAUCGAGGUCCAAAGCUGGAAAGAGCACUAAAUAUUCUUCAAAAAUGCUGCAAGUCAUAUUCAAAUGAAAUUAAUUCGGAUUCUCAAGAUUUACGAGUUAUUUGUAAACUAUUAUCUGAUUUUAUGGCAAAUUCUCCUGAAAAUGAAUUAUCAUUAACCCUUGGGAGCUACACCAAGCAGCCAAAUGUUCCAAGAAUAUCAUGGAAUGAGUCUCCUAUCUUUGCAAGACAAUUGGACGAGCUUAAAGAAUAA
Messenger RNA from Blepharisma stoltei, 6665 nucleotides. Lineage: Eukaryota; Ciliophora; Heterotrichea; Heterotrichida; Blepharismidae. The record is from the annotation of a GenBank genome assembly.